Messenger RNA from Gordionus sp. m RMFG-2023, 603 nucleotides. RefSeq lists its product as uncharacterized. Lineage: Eukaryota; Metazoa; Nematomorpha; Gordioida; Chordodea; Parachordodidae. The record is from RefSeq and is a predicted model, not a curated record. The transcript has a single exon. Bases 1 to 603 code for a protein of 200 amino acids.
AUGGCUGUGAGUAUCAUGGAUAACAUUGAUAAUUUAUCAUAUCAACAAAUGAAAGAUAAGAAAGUCGAAAAGAACAAGAUCACGCGUAUUUUGGAGUUGUUCAAUACAAAACCGGACAGACUUGAAUCUUCCAGAGAGUAUUUCGAUAGACUGAAAGGGUAUGGUUCGGGGCUCAAUCCUGAAUUUUUGUCGGUGCAAUUUAUUUUGAAUUGUUGUAAUGAAAAGCUAAAAACUAGGUUGAUAGAAGAAAAUACUACAGAGAUUAAUAUUAUAGAGGACAUUGUUGUCAAAUUUCAAUCGUUGGAAAUUAAUAAUAAUAAAACAUAUUUAGAGAAAGAUUCUUGGAGAAGAGAGGAUAGAACCGAUUGGCAAGGCUAUUCGUCUUGGAAAGAGAACAAGCAGACUUUCAAGGCUAACAAUAACAACAACAACUACAACAAUAACAACAACAACAACAACAAUUUCAAAAAACAAGAAAUUAUACAAACGCCAUAUAAUUUGAGGCCAAGGAAUAAGAUAAAUUUUAUUAAUGAUUUUAUGAUUAAUAUGCAACUUAAUAAUCUUAAUUUUUCUUUUUUGCUAGAUACGGGUUCUCCGGUGUAA